AUUUAUAUAUAGAAGAGAAAAUUUAUUCUUUUACUGUAUUGUAUUCCUUUUUUUUUUUUUUUUUUUCCCUCCUUUCCCCCAAAUACCGAACAUCUAAGUUUUUCAGAUUUUUAUAAAGUCUCAGGAUUUGGUUCUAUGAUAGUUGUUAAAGGCACCGGCGCCUUGAAUGCCUUAAGGCGACAGUGUUGUACCAGGCGAAUGCCUUUUAGGCAAAGACGCAAGGCUACAGGCUACAGGCGCUGGAAAAAUAGUUUUUUUUAAAAAUUAUUUUGUUAUUAUUUUGGUUGUGUAAGGUUUAUUAUUUGUUUAUUGUUAGUUUUUAUUUGUUUAGGGCAAAUUAUACAAACCACCCAUGAGGUUUCUAUAUUGUGCAUGUAGAUAGAAGUUAUAGCAAUAUUACAGAAAGGUCCAUAAUUUUAAGGUCAAAAGCAUUAUGAUUUUUGGCAUUGUGAUGUUCCUUUCUACGCGAGAAACAGUGCAAAAAAGCAUGAGAAGCUCCAGUCCCUCUACAUUAUUUUGUGUUUACUUAAGGCUCAGCUGAGCAAACAAAGGCUCAUCUGCCGGAAAGCCAAUAUGAAAAGUUACAGUUAUGACAUGAACAGAGAGCAACAAUUCACCACAUCAAUUUUCUCUGCAGCUCCAAGUCAUGUUUUCCAAGCUUUGUCUUAGAAAAAGAAACACCUGAUGAAAAUCUGCGAGCUUUCUAUUGCCAAUAUGGAAAAUGAUGUUGCAGAGGUAUUAGCUCCAGGAGAAAAGUUUGUUACAGAAGUGGAAGAUACAUAUACUGAAGUUGAAUGCCACAAUAAUUUUCAAACAAUGGUUGCUUCUACAAUUGUUUCAUAAUUAAUUAGCCAUUUAGUAAGCAUCCUUUGAGGGUAGAGGGUACAAAUUCUUGCUUCACUUUCAAAUUUUGAAGAUUCUGUUCAUACAAGAAUGGCGAAGACUUCACAAGCAAGGAGAAUCUCAUUCAUAGUGCAUGUUUGGCUUUAACUUGUAAUAGACAUUUUUUCUUUUCUAUUUUCAAUGUAGAGUUUUUUAUGGUCAAAUGGUCAAUAUGAUCUUUCUAUAAUAUUUCUAUAACUUCUAUCUACAUGCAAAAUAUAGAAACCUCAUGGGUGAUUUGUGUAAUUUACCCAUUUGUUUAUUACAAAACCUAUACAAGACCUACAAGUUACAAAACAAAAAAAAAAAACAAAAGAAAAUAAAAGAAGAGACAGAGAAGUACACGAGUGAGUGAGUGACGAGCCUGAUCUGCGAAGCCUGGGCUCUCGGAUCAGCGAUCUGCGUCUGCCGGUGCCGUUUGUACUUUAAAAGAUGCUUAGUGAUGGUUCAAGAAAGGAUCCGGCAUGGAAUUACUCACAUUUGGAGAAUCCGAAAGAUACAAAUGCCAUCACUUGUAACUUUUGUGCAAAAGUUACAAAAGGAGGUAUUUAUCGGGCUAAGCAACACUUAGCUGGAGGGUAUAGAAAUGUGAGUGCAUGCACAAGAUGCCCAUCUAGUGUUAGAGAAGAAAUCAAAGAGUACAUGAGUAAGAAAAAGGAAGAAAAAGAUAAAAUGAAUUUGUUACCUAGUGAUGACAUUAAUUUCAUUGAUGAAGAGGAUGAGGAUGACGUUAUGGAAGUUAAAAAUCGGGGAAAAAGGGUAGCUAGUGCAAGUAGUGGCAGUGCUAGUGUCAAUUCCUCAAAGAGGCAAAAGCAAAAGGGAUCGAUUGAUUUAUAUUUCACUCCCAGACCGGAAAUUGUGGUACAAAAAAGAAAGGAGGGGGGAAAACAGACAACCAUUAAUGAUGCAUGCAAGAAAGAGUUGAGAAGAAGAGCGUGUGCUGCUUUUGCAAGGUGGAUGUAUGAUGCAGGAAUUGCAUUCAAUGCUGUUAAGUAUGAUAGCUUUGCCGAGGUUGUUGAAGCAUUUGGACAAUAUGGUCCUGGCAUGAAACCACCUAGUUAUCAUGAGGUGAAAGUUCCUUUGCUUAGAAAGGAAUUGGAUAAUACCAAUGCUUUGAUGAAUGACCAUAGAGAGGAGUGGUCAAAAUUUGGAUGCUCAUUAAUGGCAGAUGGGUGGACAGACAAGAGAGGGAGAACAUUGCUUAAUUUCCUAGUAAAUAGUCGGAGGGGAACCAUGUUUAUUGAAUCGAUAGAUACUUCUUCUUUUUCAAAGGAUGGUGAAAAGAUGUUUGACUUACUUAAUAAAUUUGUGAACCGCAUUGGAGUAGCAAAUGUCGUCCAAGUCGUCACAGAUAGUGAAUCAAGCAAUAAGUAUGCCGGGAGGAUGUUAGAGAAAGAACACCCACAUUUGUAUUGGACACCAUGUGCUGCUCAUUGCUUAGACUUGAUGUUGGAAGACAUUGGGAAAAUACCGUCCAUCUCUACAACAAUGCAAAGGGCAGUUGAGUUGAAUAGUUAUAUUUAUAUGCGUCCAAAGUUGUUGAACAUUAUGAAGAACUUUACUCACAAAAAGGAGUUGCUUAGGCCCGCUAAGACUCGAUUUGCUACAUGUUUCAUCACAUUAUCAAGUAUUCACAAGCAAAAGAAUAAUUUGAGAAAGAUGUUUACUUCAGAAGAAUGGAGUCGUAGUAAAUGGGCGAAAGAGGAAGCCGGUAAAAGAGUUGCUUCUUAUGUUUUGAUGCCUUCCUUUUGGAACAACAUUGUCUUUAGCCUUAAGGUUUCCGGUCCUCUUAUUCCGGUUUUGAGAUUAGUUGAUGGCGAGAAAAAGCCUCCCAUGGGAUACAUUUAUGCGGCUAUGGAUAGGGCUAAAGAAGCCAUUGCAAAAUCAUUUGGGGAAGUAGAAGACAAAUACAAGGAUAUUUUUGAAAUAAUUGAUAAGAGGUGGAAUAUUCAACUUCAUCGCCCUUUGCAUGCAGCAGGUUAUUAUUUGAACCCAGGAUACUUUUAUUCAAAUCCGAAAAUUGAAGAAGAUGAAGACAUUGCAAAUGAUUUGUAUGCAUGCAUUGCAAGGUUAGUCCCAGAUGUCAAAGACCAAGACAAAAUUACUGAGGAGCUGUCCUUAUAUUCUAAAGCUGAGGGCCUCUUUGGUAAUCCAUUUGCUAUUAGACAGAGAAGUACACGAGGACCAGCUAAUUGGUGGGAAGCUUAUGGCAAGUCAACAAAACUUCUCCAAAAGUUUGCUAUAAAGGUUUUAAGCCUUACUUGCAGUUCUUCUGGUUGUGAACGAAAUUGGAACAUGUUUGAGCAUCUUCAUAACAAGAAAAGAAAUAGGCUCGCUCAAACAAAUUUGAAUGAUUUAGUGUUCAUCAAAUAUAAUAGAGCAUUGAGGCGUCGAUAUAAUAUGCGUGACACUCUUGAUCCCAUUUUACUCGAUGACAUUGAUGAGAGCAACAAGUGGUUGACGGGGAGGAUGGAUGAUUCUGAUGCAUAACAUGAUCUAAUCUUUGAAGAUGAUUCCUUGACAUGGGGUGAUGUUGCUAGUUUUGCUGGUAUUGGAGAGGAUAGCAGGCCGCACCGGUCUACUAGAUCAAAAUCUAGUUCUAGUUCACGGUUUCCAACAAGGGGAGCAGGAAGUUCUAUCUCUACAGAAAAUAAAGUUUAUUGCGAAGUAGAAUUUAGAAACACUUUAUAGCCGGCAUUAGUACUUUAGUUUUAGUCUUAACUUUUGUAAACUUCGGUAGCGGUUUGUUUAUUUUGCUCAUAUAAAUGAAUGAGGUUUUAACUUGAAGUUGGAGCUUUAAACUGUGGUUGUAAACCCCCAUUCACUUAGAGAGAGGACACGAACUCUGGUUAGGCACCGGCAAAUGCUUUGCCAACUUUUCUUGUUGAAUACAAGGGGCUAAGUGGAUGUUCAAAUCUUAAUGUAGUCUAUGUAAACUUGAUCAGUUGGUUUACUGAAGGGGUAACAUAAUCCCAUUUGAUUUUCAAUAUAGUUCCAAAGUAUGUUUUAGAUUACACAAUUAAUGUAGUCUGAAGUAAAUGGAUUUGACUUUAAUUUGUAAUUAUCAUAAAUUGGAGGUACAGUGAUAGACAAGUAAAGCAAAACAAUGUCAGUGUCUAUGUUUACUUUCUCUCCAUCUCUCAUUCUACUUUCCUUUUCCAUAUUCUCUAGUGGAUGGUGUGACGAUGGAGAAAGUAUCUUGGGCUUGAGGAAGCUAUUACCUUGGGCUUGAGGAAGCUAUUAAGUUGAUGAUGUGGAAUAACAGUGAUCCCAGUUAUAGCCUCAGGUUUCUAAUUACAUUUUGUUAACAACCAUUUACUCCAAAAGCUUAAGUUGUUAGAGAGGGUGUAACUUAAAUAUAUAAAUCCUUCAACACGCCCCCUCACGUGUGGCCUCUUUUUGGAACACAUGUUUUUCAAUAUUUUAAUUAGGGCGACGGUAAGGUUUGAAUUCGAGACCUUUGGCUCUGACACCAUGUUAACAACCAUUUACUCCAAAAGCUUAAGCUGUUAGAGAGAGUGUAACUUAAAUAUAUAAAUCCUUCAACACA
Cornus florida is the source of this 4432-nucleotide messenger RNA. RefSeq lists its product as uncharacterized. Gene Ontology annotation, molecular function: DNA binding; protein dimerization activity. The transcript has 5 exons. The record is from RefSeq and is a predicted model, not a curated record. Bases 1315 to 3372 code for a protein of 685 amino acids. Lineage: Eukaryota; Viridiplantae; Streptophyta; Magnoliopsida; Cornales; Cornaceae.